AUGAAAGCAGCUAUACAGCUGAAGAAUUGCAAAAUGCGGUAAGAAAUUUCACUGGUACAGAAUGAAUCAUCCAAGUACUGACUCAGCGAUAGACAAACCAGCUCUGCCAUGUUGGAUCUCGUGCGACUGUGCCACUUUCAAAAUGCGUCGCAGUACAAUAUGCCGAUUUUCUUUGCAGACGCCUGAGAUGUUACAUGGGACCGGUUCUCGAUGGAAGUGUCACGGAUUUUAUCAACAACGCUGAUGUUGAAGAUUAUAGAAAGGAGAAGUUGAUUUGGGGAAGCUCCGUAAACGAGAGGUCCAACCCGUGGAAGGAGAGCUUGGACAAUAUUAUGUUCUAUAUUUGA
Molecule: messenger RNA, 347 nt
Organism: Hymenoscyphus albidus
Lineage: Eukaryota; Fungi; Ascomycota; Leotiomycetes; Helotiales; Helotiaceae
Source: the annotation of a GenBank genome assembly